This is a messenger RNA of Paramecium tetraurelia, 888 nucleotides long. RefSeq lists its product as uncharacterized. The record is from RefSeq and is a predicted model, not a curated record. Gene Ontology annotation, biological process: lipid metabolic process. The transcript has 4 exons. NCBI's taxonomy places the organism in Eukaryota, Ciliophora, Oligohymenophorea, Peniculida, Parameciidae.
AUGACGUAUUCAAUAAUAGCUCUUUGUGUAUUAUUGACAGUUGUGCACGGAAAUGUUGAGGAAAGGAUGGAGAGACUGAUGGGUUUGCAAUAGACUUAUUAGCACACUCAAUCAGAAAGCUUUUUCUACUACACCCAGGUGGCAAAAUGCAGUUUGAAGAGUAUAUCAAAUUGGAAUUGUGGUUCAUUUUGCGAUCACCAUCCAGAUAUGGUAGAGGUGAAGGCAUUCUAUAAGUCUGAUCACCAUGCAUAGGCAUAUGUCGGAUAUAACAAGAAGGAAAAUUUGGUGGUUGUGGUGUACAGAAGUACUUAGGACUUUAUCAAUUGGUACAAUAACAUCAAGUUCUUUAAGCAUGAUUUUGGAGAUUGCAAGAAUUGCAAAGUUCAUUUAGGAUUUUGGGAAACUUACGAUGACGUAUCAGCCGAGGUGUUGGCUGCUGCAAAACAUUUGAAAGAGAAGUAUCCCACUUCGAAAUUGUUGGUGACUGGCCAUUCCUUGGGUGGUGCAGUGGCUUAUUUGGCUGCAGUUGAUUUGAAGAAACUCGGAUACAACGUCGACUAUUUCUUUACUUAUGGAUCUCCUCGUAUUGGAAGUCAUGAGUUUGCUGUUUGGUUUACUAGUUUUGUUGGAGCUACAGAACAUUGGAGAGUGACUCAUUACAGGGAUAUGGUUAUUCAUUAGCCACCCUCUUCAUUCUCUUACAAGCACCCUCCCCAAGAAGUUUGGUAUGCUCAUGACAACAAGUCAUACAAGAUUUGUUCAGGUGGAAUUGAUGAGGAUCCAACUUGUGCCAAUUCAAUCAUUGGUGACUCUGCUGCAGAUCACACCAGUUAUUUCAAUGUCAGUGGAUCAUGCACAGAAGAAUUCACAGAGGAUAUUGAAAUUUGA